AUGAGUCGGAUCCUGACACUGGCCCUCCCUGAGGCCCUUGGCGUUCUGGACACAGGACAAGUCCAGAGCCUGCAGACACCGCCCGAGGGGACCCGGGUGCAGCUCCCUUCCUCCCCCCCUCGACGCAACGAUCCAGAGGCACGCCUGGCGCUGGGCCAGAGGCUGCUGGGGCCGAUAGUGACCCCGUCCUGCGUCCACCUGCCUGAGGAGGUGCAGAUCUUAAGAGCUGCGGACAUCCGCUGGGGCCCGGAAGGGCUGCGGGCCCCCUGGAGGCUGUCUGGGCCCGGGUUGAGGUUCCAAGGUGCUCCGCAGAGCCUGAGGCGGCGGUCAUUGUCGCAUCCUCGCCGAGCGGGGUCAGGAGGCCAUGGGAGCUGCAAGCUUCAGAGCAGUAAGUACAGAGGGGAGCCAGAGUCUGCCGAGAGGACCAGUAACAGAGAUCACCGCGCAGGUUUAUGCCUUCAUGCAGGUUGGACGAGGCCCCCCCACGUGGGGAGGACUGUCUGCUGUAGUCAGGCUACAGAUUCAAGUGUUCACCCGGGAACACCCUCACCGACACACCCAGCAUACCAUCCAAGUGUCCGGGCGCCCGCCAUCCAGCCAAGCUCAAGUGUGAAAUCAAACACCUCCCUCGGUGGAGGCGGCCCGGUCUCAGUGAGUGGUGGGGCCUGGGCCAGCCCGUCGGCCUGCCCUCUUCCCGACCCGGCGAGCAGGACCUCCCUGACCACUGGCUCCUUCCAGCCGAGAGGCAGGCCCUCACUCUCCAUCGGGUACCGCCCGUGGCAACCAGAAUCCUUCCAUCCAUGGUCCCAGUUUCUAGGCCAUCUGCUUGUUUUGGCUUUGCCACUCACAGGACUACUAACUGCAGUGAGGUGCCUCUGUGCUAGGGGAAGGGCCCCCCAGCCACCGGGGGAUGGGGCCCGGAGAAGUAAAGGCAGAGGUCUGGAUCCUUCCGUCCAAGCCGCCCCGCUCUCCCCACUGGCUGCUUGAUGAAAGGUCAGGAAGCAGAACAAACUCUCCGCAGAUAUCAUCGUCAAUUGAGAUAAACAUCAAGUUUAUUGACCUAAGAGCAGGCGUACGGGCCAUCCCCACAGCCCCGGAAAACCUGAAGACGUGGUGUCGGUCCGUUUCCGGAGGCAGCAGGCUCUAGUGCCGGCGGGAGCCCUAAGUCAGGAGGGAGCACUGACCACUGAUCCUACGGUGCUGGGGGCCGAGGCGGCACCCCCAGAGCAGAGCAGAGACCGCCCGGCACAUUCUGGGGGAGGUUCGCCCGAGAGGAGAUGAUGGUUCCCGCCAGAAAUGCACCAAGGACCCGCCCGCCAGCCUGGCCUUGUCGCGGGCACCUGCAUGGCAUGUCAUCGCCGGGCGUCUCCCCUCUCCCGGCUUCUCUGCUCUGGGCGGGACUGGUGUGGACUGUUGUCUUCGAAAGAGAAGCCGCGGCAGGUGUAGACGAUGACAACAGGAUUAUCCGGGGAAAGAAGCCAAGUGUUCAGGUUGGGUGACUCUACCUGUUAAUGACCCCGCCCCCAGCUGUGGUGUUCCCGGGAAAGGUUGACGUUGGUCCCUUUUGAAGGGGGGUGGUCCUGAGCCCACCUGUCCACGCCACCCAUCCUGGCUGUGUGUCUGCCCACCCAGCUCCAUCUCCCCACCCUUCACCAGACAGAGAACCAUCCAGAGGGCCAGAAGAUCCCCUGUCCUCAAGGUCACAGCUUCCUGCUCCAAGUUCAGCAUGUUUUCACCCAAAGCCGCCACCCCAGGCUACAUGCCCACUGCUGACCACUUGCCACCAAGGCUCUCAUCCCAGGAGGGGCCCUGCCCCCUGAGAUCUUGCCCCUCCUGAGAGCAGCCCAAUGCCGCUUGCCCACUGGAGGCCCUGGCUGGGCCCUGGUCCUCCCCGGGGCCCCCCAGCGUCUGAGCCCACGUUUCCUCGUCAGUGAGUGAGUUCUGGCACAUUCUGCCUUCAGAAGUUCAUUAUAAAGAGGCAGAAAGUGAAAGUGAAGUCAUUCAGUCGUGUCCAACUCUUUGUGACCCCAUGGACUGUAGCCCACCAGGCUACUCUGUCCAUGGGACUCUCCAGGCGAGAAUACUGGAGUGGGUUGCCAUUUCCUCCUCCAGGGGAUCUUCCCAAUAGGGAUGGAACCCGGGUCUCCCGCAUUGUAGGGAGACACUUUUACCGUCUGGGCCACCAGGGAAGUCAAAAGAGGCAGAAGACACUAUCAAUAACCGAGGCACGAGGCUUGUUCAGAGAGGCUGCCCUGGUGACGGGAGGUGGAAGGACGCAGUCACUACAGCCAUCCCCGGCAUGUUGGAGGCUUCCCCCAGGACCGGCUCGCGCUCCCAGACCCCAGCCGUGCCCGGGGCUCGGGCGUGACCACACAGCGGAGGCCCUUGGAGCUGCCGUGUCCAGACACCGGGCCCCUGCCCACCAAGCCCGCGUCUCCAGCUGCAGCUCAGCUUUUGAGCCACCUGUGCGUCGACUGUCAGGCUCCCAGGCGGGAGGCCCCCCGAGCUCCUGGUGGCCGACCCCAUGACCCCAGGCUCCCCUCUGUCUGUAAGGCCUCCCGCCUCCCCAUGAGGCUCCUUCUGCUGACCAGCCCAGUCUCUCCAGGCUUCUUCUUCCCCUCCAUCCUCUAAUUUAAAAAGCCCGUGUUAAUAAAUGAACAAAUCUCAUUGUACAAAAAUUCAUAAAAUACACGUAAGAAAAAAUAA
Molecule: messenger RNA, 2706 nt
Organism: Dama dama (fallow deer)
Lineage: Eukaryota; Metazoa; Chordata; Mammalia; Artiodactyla; Cervidae
Exons: 8
Coding region: 1-987 (328 amino acids)
Source: RefSeq, a predicted model, not a curated record